AUGGUGAACGAACCGACGAGUGGCCUCGGAAUGAACGGAGAUAAUAAAGCAGCGUCAGAUUUGACACCCGACUACGUGGAUGCUUCAUUACAGCUAAAGCAAGGAGCAGCAGCAACAUCAACAACAGCUAACAAAACAAGCAGCACCAACAGCAGCAGCAGCAGUAACAUCAGAAAAACAGCUGCAGUAGUAACAGCAACCACAACAACAGAAGCAGCAGUAGUAGCGGCAGCAGCAGUAAUAGCAGCAGUGAUAUCAGCAGCAAUAGCAGCAGCAGCAGCAACAAUAACAUCAGCAGCAGCAGUAGUAGUAGUAGCGGCAGCAGCAAUAGCAGCAGCAAACAACAAUAACAUCAGCAGCAGUAGUAGUAGUAGUAGUAGCAGCGGCAGCAAUGACUUGGCACAUCGUACGAGAGGACUGGGUGCACGAGUCUAUUCGACAGCGGCUAUUGGCUACAUUAUAGGAGACAGGCGCGUCAUAAUAGCACCAAGUUCGACUAGAAACCGCAAAAGGCUUAAGAGGAGUCUUCAAGAAAGACCGAGCGAAAUGAACAAGAGGCAAAUUGAGAUGGAGUUUGAGAUGAGACAAGGAGAUAAAGAGAAAUGGUAUAAUGAGGACCCGUAA
Molecule: messenger RNA, 624 nt
Organism: Asterias rubens (European starfish)
Lineage: Eukaryota; Metazoa; Echinodermata; Asteroidea; Forcipulatida; Asteriidae
Product: antifreeze protein Maxi-like
Exons: 4
Coding region: 1-624 (207 amino acids)
Source: RefSeq, a predicted model, not a curated record